Molecule: messenger RNA, 2923 nt
Organism: Notodromas monacha
Lineage: Eukaryota; Metazoa; Arthropoda; Ostracoda; Podocopida; Cyprididae
Source: the annotation of a GenBank genome assembly
UCUGUUAUAUUUUGAUCGCAGGGAUUACUUUCGUUUCUUUUUUAUUUUCCACGCGAAAACGAACGAAUGUGUUCUAUAAAUGUUCCCACCGCCGAGUUGAGUGAUGGCGUUCUACGACGACAAGCGCCGGUUGCUCAAGCAAAUUCGUCACUCGUUCGUCACCGGCGACGAGUCUCAGCUCUGCGAGCACGUUUUGCUCAACAACGACUUCCCCUUGCCGAAGGAUGAUUUCGACAGCGACGAUGAUCUCGUCAUUGACGACGAGCAUGCCACUGCAGUGUUUGCGGAAUCCCCGGACGGGUUCACGGGUUCCGGGCCGCCGAGACCCCGGACUUACACGGCAAUCCGGUUGGAGCGGAUGAAGAUCAAGCGGGACAAGGAGGAUGCCGUGAAAACUCGACACGUUUCCUGGGGUGUCGUGAAACGAGACAAGCUCAUCUCGGAUGCGGAUUUGGAGGAUAUGUUUUCCAAGAAGAACGUUCCACCGCUGCAAAAGCGUCGCUCAAAAUUGACGGAGCUCCUGAACGCCGCUCCAGUCUGCCCACCGAACCCAUUCGCUCAAUACGCCCGCUACGACGGUGCUCAUUGCAUAGCCGACGUGUCUGUCAAAAACAUGAAGAUCUUCUUCGCCCUGGGCGAAAAACGUGGCACGAAUCCCAUUCAAUUGUCCGUGAUAUCCUCGGCCAAAGUGUCGGACGUGAUCGGCCUCGUGUGUUGGCACUAUGUGAACCAGAACCGAACCCCUAUGCUGUCUCACACCCACGUGGCCUCGUACAGUUUAUUGUUUGCCGAAGAGGACGGAGAGUAUGACUUCGACUUUCCUUGCUUGGACCGGUUUGAGACGAUUUCCAAGUUCCACUUCACGAGUCUGGCCUUGGUUUCUACACCCGGGAAAGUGGAACCGGCUUACAGAGCUCAUGAAGCUACGCAGACUGAGGUUUUCCGGGUUGUGAUCUUGCCGGCUAGAGACGUGGUUGACGUGUUCGUCCCGAAAAGCCAAGCGCAAGAAACAACAGUUAGCGAUCUGAUGCAACUGACGGUCGACCAGUGCUUUUCGGAACAAACGGCGAAUCGACUCCGUUCCAAGAACCACGUGAUGAAGGACAAGGGCGAUCCGGAAAACUCCAUCCUGAGCCUGAGCAAGAAACUCACCGACUGCUUUUCUCGGGACUUCGUGUUGGCCCCCUCUGAGACCCGCGCGGAAGAAAUCCGCAUGCGGAAACACCUUUCCGUCAUGGAGGCCUCGUUGUACGAAUCGUUUAUCGUGUCUCUCGUGCAAAAAAUCGGCACUGCCGAGAUCCACCUCGGGAUAUCCGGAGAGAAGAUCGAAGUUAAUCCCGUGACGAAAAGCUCUGGGAUCCUCCCGAGUGUCAUUCCCGUGAAACCGGUCACUUAUCACAUCGACUCGAUUGCGGAUUGCAGCAUCGUGGAUGAGAAGUACGGGAAGAAGUCCGUGGUUCGGCUGGUGUACAAGUCCCUGUCUGGCAAUUUCAAGCACCUGGACAUUGAGUGUGAUAUCGAGACGGCGAGGAAAAUUGAUCAGAAGUGUAAACACAUUCUUAAUUUCCGGUCCAGCUUCACUCGGCAAGAAUAUCAGGAAACUGAACCGGGUUCCAAGAGGGGCACCAAAAAGUGAAAUCUUUGGUCCAAGGCUUCUUCAACAUUUGGGGUAUCCUAAGAGUUGCUGUGCUGUGAGGAAUGUGUAAUUUUUCCUUAUUGAUGAUGAUAAUCUUGUCGAAUGAUGCGUAGAUGUCACUUCCAGUCGUUCAGAUUGAUUUUCAAAAUUGCACUCCUCUGUAACUUAAGGAAAGGAUCCUGCCGAGGUCUUAUAAUGUUUGAAUUUUCUGUAGUUGAGCUAAUUUUCAUUUUUUUGAUCAGCUUUAAACUAUACAGAAAGCGAUCUUGGUAUUGAGUUCUUGUCAAAUGAUUCUUAGAUGUCGCUUGCAGUCACUCACGAUUGAUUUUUGAAAUUUGCACUCCAAUGGUACAAAACGGAAAAAUCUGCCGAAGUCUGAUAUUUGCUGUUCAGCUAAUUUUCAUUUCUUUGGUUAGCUUUUAAAUAUGCAGAGAGCGCUCUGAAGAUUGAGUUCCUUUUUUUUUGGAUUAAAUUGAGCAAUCAAAGUUUUGAAAAUUCAUUAAUUUGACUAAGGUUUCAAUUAUUAUAAAUUGAUGAGGACCCGUUUUGCCCUUUGCGUGAUACGAACGAUUAUUUUCAGUUUCACGUCGUGUUGGAACGUACAUUGGUAUCUUGUUAUGCGCUUAAACCAAGAAUUUGAAAACGCUCCAUGGCACAGUAACAUUUUCGGUACCGUAUACAGUCAUUCAGGAUUCACUAUGUCAUUCCUCGGCUUUCCUUGUUUACGCGAGGCGUGACAGAUUUUGGAAGUCGGCGAGAAUUUCUUCUUAAAUUCUUCCCCGAUUUGUGAAAAUGCAGAAGCACGGCUUCGUGACCUUUUUUUUUUACUCGAGGGAUGCUUCUCGUUGAGCAUUCGUUGAAUUUUUCCCCACCCGAAUUUUAAAGAAUGUACAAAAGGAAAAGAAAAAACAUGAAAACCAAAUGUCAGCUGAAUUUAGCACAAAAAAUGUUCGAUCCACCUGAAAAAAGUGACCCUUCCAUGUUGAAUCAUACGAAGAAAUCCUGAGCCUUCGAUGAUGAAUGCGAAAAAAUUGUUCGUGGUCUUUGUUUCCUCAUUCCUUCCGAAAAAGAAAAUGUGGGAGCCAAAUUGUGUCUUAUUCCCAUUGAAGUGACUUUGAAGCAUGAUCUAUGUAAGCUUUCGACUUUCUAGUGAGAUGAUUAAAUGGAAGAAAAAUAAAUGUUUCAUGCUCGGUAUUCUUCGCGUGUACUCGACGCUUGUUGCAUUUGGCUGUCUUCCUAAGCUCAAAUAAAAGCUUUCCUCUUUUUUUCCCAAAAAAAAAACGAAAA